Messenger RNA from Lotus japonicus, 795 nucleotides. RefSeq names its product VQ motif-containing protein 11. The transcript has a single exon. The record is from RefSeq and is a predicted model, not a curated record. NCBI's taxonomy places the organism in Eukaryota, Viridiplantae, Streptophyta, Magnoliopsida, Fabales, Fabaceae. Bases 101 to 703 code for a protein of 200 amino acids.
AUAAAUCCACCAUUUCAUUCCUUUUCUUCCCGCUUCCUCUCAAUUCUCAAAAAACACAACACAAUCUCUCUGUCUCUCUCUGUUGCUAGUUUUCUCAUUCAUGGCUUCUAACUCAACCCUUCACUCACCAACCUACGGAUCCGACCCAACAACCCCGAACACCACCUUCGUCCAAGCCGACCCAUCAAACUUCCGUGCGGUGGUCCAGAAGCUAACCGGAGCAUCAGAGGACCACGAGAAACUCCCCCUCACUCUCCCAGCCCGUCUGGCAGCCCAAACCCACCGCCCAUCCUCCGCCACCACCGCCGUGGACACAAUGGGCCCGAAGAAGCCCAACUUCAAGCUCCACGAGCGCCGUAAUGCCGCGGCCUCGAAGAAGCUGCAGGAGCUGACCAUCGGCGUCAUGGAGAGGCCCGUGAUGCUCACCGCCGCGAGCAUGACGAGCGUGUCGCCGUCUUCCGGUUCGUACGUCCGGAGCAUGAUGAUGGCUUCGCCGGUGUCGCAGCUGGAGUGGAUGGCUCGUGGGAGUCCACGAACGCCGCAUGAGGAGGAGGAGGAGCGGGCUAUUGCCGGGAAAGGGUUCUACUUGCACCCAAGUCCUCUGUCCACUCCUAGAGCUUCUAACCCUCCUGAGCUAUUGCCCCUUUUUCCUCUGCAUUCUCCUUCUUCCACCAAAAUUAAUUCUCCUAAUUCUUGCUCUUAAAUUAACCAACUCAACUCAUGUGUUAUUAUUAUCAUUAAUAUUAUUUGGUGAGAUUUGAUUUUUUUUUUUUAUUAAUUACUACUUUUUUUGUU